AUAAACAGCUGUUCAAUUUUAACAAUUUUCUAUUGCUUUGUAAUUUUUAUGUAAUUUUUGCUCGUUAAUAUAUUGAUUGUUUAAGAAAAGUGCAAAAAUGGGUAGCUGGCAAUUGGAAGUUUUUAAAAUGACUUUGUAUAUGUCCUUUCCCGUGGCAAUGUUUCACAUCUUCAAUCAACCGGCUUACUUUGAGGAAUGGGUGACCAAAACCAGACGUGAGCUAUAUCCACCCGAAAGUUUAGGCCACCGGGAAGAGAUACAAAAAGCCAUAAGAGAUGUGCGUGAAAAAAGAGAUAAAGAAAUGAUGAAAGCAUUAGAGGAUAUAGAAAAGCGUGGAAAAUAAUUGUUAACUAAAAAAUAAUAAUAGUUGCCACAAAGAAGUGUGCUAUGCUAGAAUAUUAUAUAAGGUUAUUUUUGUUUUUUUGUAAGUUGAAUUGUUUACCUUUAAACACAACACAAACAUUUGCUAUUGGAAUAUAAUUGAAAUAAUAUUUAAUUAUAAAAAUGAUUUUUAUUUACUAUUUAUGCAUGAAUAAUUAUAAUAAUGAUGCUGUAAAAUUACUUAUACCAAUAUAUUUCGUCGCGGCAUUAAAGUAUAUUCAUAAAGUGCCAUUGCCAAACACUCGACAGAGACCUGGCAUACAUUUUACGGAUUUAA
Molecule: messenger RNA, 658 nt
Organism: Bactrocera latifrons
Lineage: Eukaryota; Metazoa; Arthropoda; Insecta; Diptera; Tephritidae
Product: protein PET100 homolog, mitochondrial
Exons: 1
Coding region: 98-343 (81 amino acids)
Biological process (GO): mitochondrial respiratory chain complex IV assembly
Cellular component (GO): mitochondrial inner membrane; mitochondrion
Source: RefSeq, a predicted model, not a curated record